Geodia barretti is the source of this 237-nucleotide messenger RNA. The record is from the annotation of a GenBank genome assembly. NCBI's taxonomy places the organism in Eukaryota, Metazoa, Porifera, Demospongiae, Tetractinellida, Geodiidae.
AUGAAGCUUGCCCUUUACGACGAUUUCCAGCUUGGAGUGAUCACCGGCGACCGCAUCGCGAACGCGAUGGCGGCGGUGGCGGGAAUGAGCUUUCGCCGUCCCCAAGACAUGAUCGAAGAGGUAAUCAUCAACUGGGACGACAUUCGCCCUCGCAUCGAGGCCGCUGUACAUGGCAAGGAGGGCGUCCCGUUGAACGGCGUACGGCUGCGGGCGCCGGUGCUCGCCCGCCCAAGCUGA